Salvia splendens (bonfire salvia) is the source of this 984-nucleotide messenger RNA. RefSeq lists its product as uncharacterized. Lineage: Eukaryota; Viridiplantae; Streptophyta; Magnoliopsida; Lamiales; Lamiaceae. The transcript is spliced from 3 exons. Bases 82 to 603 code for a protein of 173 amino acids. The record is from RefSeq and is a predicted model, not a curated record.
ACAUUUUUUAUUGAUGGAAUUCCCAACCAAUAAAAAUCACAGAAAAUUAACCGAAAAACAAAUUUCAGUGGGCUCGACGGUAUGAGCUCCGCGCCCGGUUCGGUAUCGCCGCCGCGAGCUCGGAAACCGAAGGAUGAAGAGCUGCCCAGGUUCUUCGACACUAAGGCCAAGAGCAUGUGCUGGGCCAAUGCUGACACAGUGCCCGGCCGCCACCCGGAGCGCUGGCGCAAGGACGCUGCCGGCAACGUCGUCUGCAAACGCUUCUGCAAUUGCCAAGGCUGCCUCUGCUUUGAAUAUGACCACAUCGUCCCCUUUUCCAAAGGUGGUGAGUCUGUAGCAGAGAAUUGCCAGAUUCUGCAGACGAGGGUGAAUAGAUUCAAAUCGGACAAGGAGGGGAUUGAUGAUUCCAUCUUGAAAGGCUACUCUUGUGACAUCAAGUUCACUGACAAGGAGCUCGAUAUCGUUGAAAUGGCUGUCUAUGGAGAUGUUAUAAGGCCAGGAAACCAGUGCCGCUGCAGAACCAUUGCUGAAAUGCUCGGGCAACAAAUAUCCAAAGAUAAAAAGGCUCCGUGCAAGUUGCCCUACGAUGACAGCUCUUCAUAGAAGCGAGGUGUUCAAAAGCACAGAGUUCCAUUCAAAGAAUGUCGACUACUACUUCAACCAACACUUAGACAGCCGACUCGAAUCAAUUCUUGUAACAGCCAUUACAGACCCUAUGAUCUCAUUUCAAUAAAACAGCGAAGACAGCGUGGCAUUUAUCAAUGAAUCAAAACAGCAUUAUGCAUUCUGUGCUGUGAUGAAAAAGUAGGUUCUGUCUGAUUUCUUCGUGGUACGUGCUUGUUUCGAGAUUGAAAGUAGUGUAAACCAUCAGACAUACUUGUCUUCAAUCUCUAGUUGAUUCUUGGAUACAGAUUGAUUAAGGAAAUGUUCAUACUGUGCUAAUUUUGUUGUUUAAACCAGUUGAGAAUACUUCAAUUUAUUAAA